Molecule: messenger RNA, 1870 nt
Organism: Nasonia vitripennis (jewel wasp)
Lineage: Eukaryota; Metazoa; Arthropoda; Insecta; Hymenoptera; Pteromalidae
Product: venom protease
Exons: 7
Coding region: 295-1404 (369 amino acids)
Biological process (GO): proteolysis
Molecular function (GO): serine-type endopeptidase activity
Source: RefSeq, a predicted model, not a curated record
GCAGUCUCUUGCCUCGACUCAGUCGAGGUUUCAUCUUCUGCGUGUGCGCGCUCUCUUGCUGUCUCUUUUCCUCUUAAAAAAUCGACAGUGUUACAUGUGUCGGACAUAAACGUCCACGGCUCGUCGACUCUUUCAACGAUCGCCUCAGGACCGAUAUUGACGUCGCGCACAUCUCGUCCUGACGUAUAGUGAAUAGAUUUAACAGAUCGGCGAAAUUCCCGGAGAUCACUUUCUCACCUGUGCUAAUAACUUGAAGACGCACUUGCUUGUUCGCAGUGCCCACCCGGAGACGUCAUGCGGCUGUGCAGAAGCCACGGGCUGGUGGCGUUUCUACUCGGACUGCAAAUCCUCGCUCGACACAAGGUUUCGGCAGAAGGUGAAGCAUGCAACAAGGCAGCGGCCCAAGCUGCCCCGGGCGUCUGCGUGAACAUGAAGCGCUGCCCGCCGUACCUCGCGAUUCUGCAGAAGCACGGCGCGUCCGCCGGCGAUUUCCUCCGCAGCACCCUCUGCUACUACCAGGACGCCGAGCCGAUCGUCUGCUGUCCCCUGGGUUCCGAAGCAGUCGCGACCACCCCGAGACCGGCACCUCAGCCGGCGAACAACCUCACGGCCUACGGACCCCUCUACUCGCCCCAGUGCGGAUACAGCAACGCCCAGCACGGCAGAGUCGUCGGCGGUGUACCCGCUGACUUGGGCGCCUGGCCUUGGGUCGCGGCCCUCGGCUACAAGAACAAGACGACCGGCCGCAUAAAGUGGCUCUGCGGCGGCAGCUUGAUCUCGGCGCGACACGUCCUCACCGCCGGCCACUGCGUCUACAACCGGUACGACCUGUACGUCGCUCGACUCGGCGAGCACGACCUCUACAGCGACGACGACGGGGCCAACCCGGUCGACGCGAGGAUCGAGCGCGGUACCAUCCACCCGGGCUACAGUCCCGAGAACUACGUCAACGACAUCGCCGUCCUCAGGCUGAAGCGCGAGGUCCCCUUCACUCCUGCCAUUCAUCCGAUCUGUCUGCCGCUACCGGACGAUAUAAAGAACAGGAACUUUGUCAGGAACUUCCCGUUCGUUGCCGGCUGGGGAUCGCUCUACUUCCACGGACCGGCCAGCGCCGUCCUCCAGGAAGUCCAGCUCCCGGUCGUGACGAACGAGGCUUGCCAUAAGGCCUUCGCUCCAUUCAAAAAGCAGGUGAUCGACGAGCGAGUCAUGUGCGCCGGCUACACCACGGGAGGAAAGGACGCUUGCCAGGGCGACAGCGGUGGCGCCCUCAUGUUCCCCAAGGGUCCAAACUACUACGCCAUCGGUAUCGUCUCCUUCGGCUUCCGCUGCGCCGAGGCUGGCUUCCCCGGCGUCUACACGAGGGUUACCCACUUCCUCGACUUCAUCCAAGCCAACUUGGUCUAAAACUACCGAUACACACGAUAUACGGACAAGCAAUUUCGCCGAUGUCAUGUACAGCAAAUAAAACCUCGUUCGUCGUUACGCCAACGAUGAUAUAUCUUUAAUUUUUAUACGCGCCGAUAAUACAUAGUCGUAGAUGUGCAGUAUACAUUCUAUUCGCUACCAUCCAAUCCAAAAGCACAGAGAGCCAUUUUUAUACGCUUAUUUCUAAUACACCUCAAACUUGCGAAUCUUAUGAUGAUUUCAAAUUUUGAGGAAACGAUGCGAUGCAUGUGUAAGACUUAAGAUAAUUGUAAAUUAUUUUUAUAUAUAGUUCAUCUCGCACGUAGACUAUAUGAUCGAUGUAUAACUGGCGAUGCGAAUGCCUUCGCUACAUUAUGCGUGAUAUAAUUAUUAUUAUUAUUAUUAUUAUUUAAAUCCGAGUUAUUUAGUACUGUAAGUUUAUAAAAAAUAAAAGUUUCAAAGAGUU